Molecule: messenger RNA, 2527 nt
Organism: Diospyros lotus (date-plum)
Lineage: Eukaryota; Viridiplantae; Streptophyta; Magnoliopsida; Ericales; Ebenaceae
Product: RHOMBOID-like protein 9, chloroplastic
Exons: 7
Coding region: 156-1643 (495 amino acids)
Cellular component (GO): membrane
Molecular function (GO): serine-type endopeptidase activity
Source: RefSeq, a predicted model, not a curated record
GAAGUUCCACUCAUCUGAGUAUUUUCUUCUCGGCUGUCUCUUCCAUCUCACCUUCAGCAACUCCAGUACUAGCACUGAUAGAAAUGGCACUUGCCUUCUCGCCCAUCAUCUAUUGGAUGUGAGAAUUUAUGCUGCUCGCCUAUAUAUAGGUACACAUGGCCACAGUUUCAAUGUGCUAUAGGAUGUGCUAUAAAGAUCACUCUCUUUUAAAUCCAAAAGAACUUAGAGAGAAUGUCAAGCACUCCCAGUUUGGCUUUAUUGCAAUCCAGGAGAAUUUUGGUUGUCUCUCUUUAGUUUCUAGUGGAUCAUGCAGACCAGUUGUGAAUAAUUCAACUGGUACUCUAUCAAAUUUUAGUACAAGAAAAAAUGCAAGAGUUUCUCAAGGAAUAAUUUUCAGUAGAGGGCUUUUCACUUUCAAAACCAUGACUAAACCAUUUGUCCAACAUAACAUGCACAUGGUGCUGGGCCAUCUACGAUUCUGCUCCAGUAAAGCUCUACAACAACAAAAAUCACCCAUCCUCUGUCAUGCAUUUAAGUCUAGUUUGAAUCAGAAACAAUUAGAGUCACUGGAUGCUUAUUUUGGAAAACUCAAGCAAGAUGCUAAUCGACCUUCUCCAGCUUCUUUCAAUAAGAAGGAAGAGAUUAUUGAACAAAGUGGUUCAUUCAAAGCCAAAGAGGUGCUAGGAUCACUGGAAGGUUAUUUUGGCAAGGUUGAUAAAGACGCAAAGUCAAAAAACUACCUGCCACCAGCUUCUCAUGGCGAAACUCCUGAAGCAGCAUCUCCACAUUCUGUCAGGGAGGAUUCUAGAAGAGCUGGAUGGAAGAAACUGAAGAGAUACAUGAACUUCCAAAAAAGGGAUAGUGAGGGUGGUCAAAAGAGUUCGUGCAAUGAAAUAUCCGAUAUGUACUUGAUAAGCAUGUUGGUUUCUAUAAACAUUGCAGUUUUCCUGUUUGAAAUAGCAAGUCCUAUCCGGCACUCUGACGUGGAGCUCUUUUCACUCCCUUCACUGUAUGGAGCAAAGAUAAAUCACUUGAUUCUACUUGGAGAAUGGUGGAGGCUAGUUACGCCAAUGUUUCUGCACUCAGGAAUCCUUCACAUAGCUUUUGGUUGUUGGGUGCUUCUCACUUUUGGUCCUCGAGUUUGCAGAGCGUAUGGAUCCUUCACAUUUCUAUUGAUAUACAUCCUUGGAGGAAUUUCUGGUAACUUGACAAGCUAUCUUCAAACACCAGAGCCAACUGUAGGUGGGACGGGACCAGUAUUUGCUCUAAUUGGAGCUUGGCUAAUUUAUCAAAUUCAGAACAAGAAUGUCAUUGCGAGGGAUAAUUCUGAAGACAUGUUUCAGAAAGCUGUAAUUGCUACUGCCUGCAGCUUCGUUUUGGGCAAUUUUGGUCCAAUUGAUGACUGGACACAUUUUGGAGCACUUUUUACUGGUAUGAUUUAUGGCUUUCUCGCAUGCCCAAUUCUGCAAAUGGGUGACAGAUCUUCAGAAAGUGGUCAAGAUGAAAGAAUUACUCUCUUUGGACAGUAUGCCGAUCCUUGCAAAUCAGUUAUGAUAUUCUCCAUCUGUGUUCUAGUUUUAAGCUCCUUGCUAUUCAUCAUUGAACCUCCCCUCAACUCACUGCCAGUGGGCAGCCUCUUAUAGCUAUAUUAGUGUUCUUAGUAAGCUCUGUGUGUGUGUGUGUGUGUGUGUGUGUGUACGUGAGAGCUGUAUGUAUGUGUUGACAAUCUGUUGGAGAUAAAUGGAAAUAUAUAUGUAUAUGUAUAUAUAUAUAUAUUUGUAGCAGUAACAGUGCUGCUGGGAUAAAGUUUUUUUGAUGGGUGGUUCGAAAGGGUAGAUGGAAGCCCCUUUUACAAAAUUAUUGCAGAAUUUUGUGUGGAAAGAAACAGUGAGACUUUAGUGCAAUUUUGUUUUGGGAGACAAGGUGUAAUUGCUGUUGCAGUGUGGUACCAUUCAACUGGAUGAGAUGGUUUUUUCUGGCGUUUUAUUCAUUUGUGAGUCGGGAUGUUUGUUUCGGAUGGUAUUUUCUAUUAUAUUUUUUGAUGUAAUGAAACACUUGUGUUAAGUUGAGCCCUCCACCAGAAACUGCGUACACCCGGCCAACCCAGCGCCCUGCAGCUUUCCCAUCACCUCUCUCUCUCUCUCUCUCUCUCUCUCUCUCUCCACACGCACACACAUCUAUUUAUAUAUGUAUCAUACUCAAAACGGAAGCUAGAAGAUAAUUGGAAUUUAAGGCAGAUAUUAGCUAGGGAGGUUGAGGUUGUGGGAGAAGAAAUUGAUGGCGAUUGGAAGGAGAGCUAGAAGCCUGAUGGGGCCUAUCUUAACAGCCAACUUCGUUGGAUAUCUAAUCUUACUUGGACUCGCCGGAUGGUCUCUCGACAAAUUCAUCGACGGUGAACAGAAUCACCCUCGUCAGUCCCACCCUCCCUUCGCCUCCCCCCUCCUCCCUCCCUCUCUCUAUGUUUGUGUUUGAACAUUAACGCUUCAACAUUUUGAGUAUUAAUUGGUGCUCUUCUUUUUGUCUCUAA